Messenger RNA from Hermetia illucens (black soldier fly), 2284 nucleotides. RefSeq lists its product as uncharacterized. The record is from RefSeq and is a predicted model, not a curated record. The coding region runs from base 186 to 1193 and encodes 335 amino acids. The transcript is spliced from 5 exons. Lineage: Eukaryota; Metazoa; Arthropoda; Insecta; Diptera; Stratiomyidae.
GAUUAUCUUCAGUCGUAUCGAAUUCAACCAACAGGUAGUUUACCUGGAAGGACUCUCCAGCUAAGGUCAUCGAAGUGGUACAAAAACUCAAGGUGGUGAAAUAGUUCCCAAUUGUGAAAAUUGUGCUUCGUUUUUGUAAAGUUGAAAGUUUAUUUCGGGUAAAGGACAAAGUUCCCGUAGCCACCAUGAAAAAAGUUGUGAAGGUUCAGAUGACACUCGCGCUUGUUGGCGUUUUCUUUGCGGUGGCCAAUUGCGUUCCAACGUCUGUUUUGGCUGGCACCAAGGAAUCGAAAUUGAACAAUGCUAAAGUCAAACGUUCAUCAUCCGCCUCCAAUGCCCAACCACCAUCAUCCAGUGAAUCAUUGUCAAAUCAUAAAAGCGAGGUGGAAGCUUCUCCAAUAACAGGCAAAUCGGAGAUAUCCUUGGGCAAUAUUCGACAGAAUGCUGGCUUCACGGAAACAAAGUCGACACCGCAGAAGCGUGGUGUUAACUCACAAUUAAUGUACGGUGAUAUAUUUAAUUCAGUACCUGCCGGCCCCAUUACUAAUCCAGGACGAAAUGGUGUUUGGGCGGAUGAAUUGGAUCCGGCCGUUGUUUAUCCUGACAUUCAAGACUUUGAAGAUUAUCAGAGAGCCGCCUACAAUGCCAAGCCUUACGAUAACAUUCGGGAAAUACUUAACACGGAACCAAUUGCGCUUCCUCUCCAGUAUCCUUACCGCUACUAUGGAGACCGCAGGAAAAGAUCCAAUAUGAAGCCUUUGGAUGCCAAAUCAAAACGUGACUCAAAACUGACUCCUGCUGAUAUGUUGGCUCUAAUUGCUUUAGUGGAAGCUGGUGAACGUUCCCGAUACGAGAGUGAAAAUGAAGACAACUACGGAGAUUAUGCUCGAUCAUACAUGGGACCAUACAACUCGCAAUUCCUGGAUGAUGAAAAUGAUGAUUUGCUGAAUGACCCGUCAAACUAUGUAUCAUCCCCUUACAAUUUCGAUUCGAUCCCACUGUACGAUAUGAUGAAACCAGCGAAACCAGCUCAACGAUAUGGAACCAAACGAUAUAUGGUAUCGAAGAAGAAGAGAUCCCUGGGCCCUUACGCAAAUGAUGUUGCUGACCACGCCAACUUGAAACUCAAUAGCCACUUCCCUACCCAUUAUAUAUCCGGGAAAGCACCUAAAAGAUUCCAAACUGCUUUCUAAAUAAUAUUCUUUGUGAAAUAACUAAAUUUAUAAACUGAAAUUUAUUGAAGCAGACGAAAUGGAAGUCAUUUCGAUGUGGAACUUUGAUUUCCGCAAGGCAAACAAUUAUUUUUUAAUAAAUACAAAGUCAUAUAUACAUACACAUAAUAUUGUUCGAUAUUGAAUGUAAUGGUAAAUAUAUUGCAUUGAAAUAAAAACUGCAUGUUAAUAAUAUCAAAACAGGGUGUGCCAAAAAGAGAAAUUAUUAUACAUACUAUAUAUAAUAUGAAGUUUUAACAUUACUAGAAUUAUAUAUAUGCAAGUAUACAUACUAAAAUUAAACAACAAAUUCAGUUAAUCUUCAAUCAGCGCCAGCAGUCUGAGUAAGAAGUCUUCGAAAUUCAUAACCAACUCCAUUAUCCACGGUACCCAUUCUUAUCAAAGGCAUACUUCACAGAAUCCCAGGCAGCUCUAGCAAGAAACAAAGCUGUUCCAGGCUUGAAUUGAGAGCUCCAAUUUCUUCAUGUUAAAUCAAUGUCGUCUCCUUACCACGCAACCCCACUAUAUUCACUUUCUUUUAGGAGCACGAAAGAAAUCCUCACAUUUAAGCACGGAUCAAUGAAGAUAUGUAUAUCAACGUUUCGCAAAAAGCUCAACUAAUUAAUGCAGAAUAUUAUUCAAUUGAUGUAUGUACGUAAAAAAGAUAAAAAUUUGUAAACUGCUGAAAUUCGAACUAUAACAAAAUAAUAAACUGUAACGUAUUCUAUGUGUCACGUAUCAACUUAAAUAAUAAACAAACGCAGUAUUUGUAUCAAUUCCGUAAAAAGAAGUUGAUGUACGAUAUCAAUGUGUGUAUAGACCAGAAAAAUUGCAUAUUUCCCUAAUUAUUUAAUUCAGCUAUAACUUUUGCUAUUAUAGAUCUUUUUAGUGAAUAACCGAACAUUAUUCAUAUUCCCAAUCACAAAUUAAACAGAUUUGAAUCAUCGAUUAUCUUUUUAUCGGGCAAACACGACUUCAUACAAAAAUAUGUAUUAAUUUUGCAGUCCAACUGUUGACAAAAGAUGCUCUCUAUUUCCUAUCCUGUAUUGAAAUAAAGAAAUAUUUACAUAAAA